Frankliniella occidentalis (western flower thrips) is the source of this 7211-nucleotide messenger RNA. RefSeq names its product inositol polyphosphate-5-phosphatase A (gene 5PtaseI). NCBI's taxonomy places the organism in Eukaryota, Metazoa, Arthropoda, Insecta, Thysanoptera, Thripidae. Gene Ontology annotation, molecular function: inositol-polyphosphate 5-phosphatase activity. Gene Ontology annotation, biological process: phosphatidylinositol dephosphorylation. The transcript has 14 exons. The record is from RefSeq and is a predicted model, not a curated record. Bases 209 to 3292 code for a protein of 1027 amino acids.
CUAUGCGCAGAACGGCAAGGCAAAUGGGGCGAAACACUUGUUUUGCAACGCUAAUGAAUCUUGGAUAAAUAUGUAGUUCAAAUGUUGUUGAAUGUUGUGAUCUUGGAAUAUCUAACUUUAUUAACAUGAUUCCACAUUUGGCCCUUUUUGUGACUGAAAUUUAUUGAAUUGUAUUCGCCUUUGAUAACUUUUCAGCAGAAGAUACGAUAUGGCCGCCGUCACCGAUGCCCUAUUUGUGACGGCUAACGUAGGAUCGAUUUUCGAAGAUCCAACUUCAAUGUUGAAAAUAUGGUGUGAUGAGUUUUUGAAUACAAUCUCCCGAAUAUCACCAAAAGUGAUAGCACUGCACUGCCAAGAAGUCGGUGGCAAAAACUAUGAACGCAGUAUGCAACAUGUUUCAGAAUUUGUCAAGCUGCUUAUGUCAAGUGAAGAGCUGCAACCUUUUAACAAAGUAAGAAUAUUUUUGGAUGAAGACUACUCCUCUGCUGAGCACUUCACUGCUUUGGGAAACUUUUAUUUCAUACACGAAUCCAUUCCAGAUGAACAUGUUCAGAUUUUCAAUUUCCAAGAGAAUAAAUUUGAAUGUGUUCUUGGAAAGGAGGUAUUCUCAGAAAACAUUGAAGAUGUUCCAACAAAAGAAAAAUCCAAAUUUCCUCAAGAAAUAUUUCCAGAGUGCAAGUGGUCUCGUAAAGGUUUCAUGCGUACUCGUUGGAAUUUAAAUGGAACUACUUUCGAUCUUGUCAAUAUUCAUCUGUUCCAUGACGCUUCAAAUUUUGUUGCUAUGGAAUCGUUUCCAUCAGUGUAUUGUAAAAACCGACAGAGGGCACUUGACCACACCCUGAAGAGGUUUCACACCGACCAAUAUGGAAGUGUUCCAUUUUUCGUGUUUGGAGAUUUUAACUUCCGGACUGAUACACAAGGGGUAGUCAAGAAACUAUCAGAGGGCUUGAAUGCUGUAAAAGUUCAAAGCAGCAAAAGUACUGAUCAUACAAAGCUGCAGUACCGGGACGAGUCUAGUCAGCAAGUAGUCUUAACUUUGGGCAAAAAGGAAUUCAGUCACCUAGAUCAUCAAAAACUUUUUGUUGGUGGCGACAGUGAAUGGCUCAGGGAAUUUGAUCGAGAGCUAGAUUCUUUUGAUGAUCAGUUGUUCGAAUUCACUAUAAAUUUCCCUCCAAGUUAUCCCUAUGUGGAAGAUUCUGAAAGGGGAGAGUUUUACAUGCAAACUCGGUGCCCAUCAUGGUGUGACCGAGUUUUCCUCAGUUCAAGUGCUCGCUCACUUGUGGACAGUGCCACUGAAGAUUCUCCUUUGGAGUAUGGAUUAAUUGGCUUAAAUGCUUGUAUGGGUGAUCACAAGCCUGUCUUCCUCCGAGCAGCUCUGAUAGCUGGACUAGGUACGGUGAGUUGUUGCGCAUUGCCAACUGCCCUUUGCACGUCCUGCUUGAGUGCUGCCACUCCUGUAGAGCACAAUUGUCGUCUGUGUGCUGAACGAACAGUAGAAUCAUCCUCAUUUCCUCUCUUUGCUGAACCUGAACAAGACCAUAGUGGACUUGUUGUUCCCAAAUUUCACCGUCACACUUCUCCAUAUACUCCUGAUAGUACAGACACUGAACCAGAUUUAGGUGAAGAGUUGUCUAGAGAAGAACCGUUCUUUAUGAAGAUCAAAAGUGAUAGACGCUUAAGUCGUUUUGAUACAUCACCAAGGAAACGUCUCCAAAUAGCAGAUGGACAGCAUGAAGAUAUUGAAGAGGAUGAAAAUGUGAAUUUGAAGAGCCAUAAAAUGUCCUCAAAAAUUCCAGUUCGUGUCACAGACUUAAAAGAAACCAACUCCCUCACCAAAGUGCAAAUUUCAAAACUCCCAGUUCCCAAAAUAGUCAGUGCAAAACAAGAUAAGGAUUCAAAUUUGAAAGGUAGAAAUAAGUACCCAUCUGCAUCAGCCUCUAAAGAUAAUCUGGAUAAUAGAUUACAUCUGAUGAAUGAUAAUUCCUCUUCUUCCAUUCAUGGUAAUGUGUUUAUAGAAGAUAUUAGUUUGAUCCCCAAGCCUAAAUCAGCAGAUGGGAGGAAGUUGUUAUGCAGACAAAUCCAUGUUGAUGAAAACAGUAGUGAUUCUGAUACUCCGAGUGCAGAAAUAGGUGAGGAUCAGUACCCAGCUCCAGAACAGAGAUCUGAGGAAUCCAAAGUAGAAAUUCAGUUUUCUCUCGUUGAGACUUCUCCUACCUUACUAUCACCCAUUGAUUGUGAGUCAGAUGGCCUAUUAACAACCAAAGGGCAUGGUUUGGGUGGCUCUACAACUGAUAGUGGUGUAUCUGUUUCUCCAGAUUUGUCUGUUGCUACCUCUCCAUCUACUGAUGGUCAAGAUAAAGUUGUACAUGAAACGAUUUCUAAUGUUGAAUCAAAUUAUGAGGUUGGCUCUAAUGGUGAGAUCAAUUCAUCAUCUCUCGAGAGGUUUACUUUUGUGCGUAGGAUUCAGUCUGCGUCUGCUAUGGAAAGGAAGAGCUCUUUUCCUUUUCCAUCGUCUAUUUACAUUGAAAAUGAUCAAACAUUAGGUGGGUUUGGUGGUUCAGGAUCAAACCUUUGGGGAAUGCGCACUUGCAGAUGCAUGAGUGAUGGGUCCUGGAGGCAACGAUCAUCAACUAUAUCUCACUCUAUGCUCAGUUCUAAGACUGAUUCAAGAAUCCGAUUGAUUUCAACUAGCUCUCACUUGGAUAGAUCAUUGCCUCGUUUACAAAGUCACCACAGUUCAUCAGAUGAAGAGUGGUUUGAAGAAAUUACAAGUGAAUCGCAUGAAGAUUUAAAAUUGGAACAUGGACAGCCACUUAAUAGUGAUGGCGUUCAAGCCAAACGCAAUGUUGACCUCUCAAAACGCCUCUCAACUCAUCAGGAAUGUUUGCGUGAGAAGACCUCCGACCCAAACCUCACUUGUGAGAGUGAUUGCCAAACUACAACUGGAAUGGAUAUUCAGCAAGACAAUAUUCAACCAUCUAAAACUCGGGACCAUCAAAGUGGGAACCAUGAUUUUCAAGGUACAUUUGCACAAUCACCUUUAGAGCAAUUAAGUAAGUUCAAGCAAAAUUGCUCUCUGAAAGUAGAAAUUCAACCCCAAGAUACAUUAGAGGAAUUGCCUGAGUCCACUACGAAUGAUUGUCUUCUCAAACACACCGGAGCUUCGCUCAACUAUGAUGAAUCAAAAACUCAUGCAGGGAAAGCACUUCUGCAAAGAAGAUCUUCGGUUAUUUCCAACAGUUCCAAAACCCCAAACUCUAAAAGCUGUAAGGCUUGUUGCACUGUUUUGUGACCAGCCAUUUGUAUUUAUGGCUGCUUUCAUUUCCUUCUUAAGCAAUUCUAGAUGUGUAGCAAUAAGUAAAUAAAAUAGCUGUAAGAGCCAUAACCAUUGCCAACAAUGUUUGAACAUCAGUCUUACUGUAUCUCAGCAUCAUAACAUAUAUAACUGAGGUUGCCUCUCCAUGGACCUCAUACACUUCAUAAAAUAUUUACCAUGCAAUUCAUUUUUGUUCUGGCACUAACCUAGACUAUGGUCUUUUUUUUAUAUUGUCACUUUUAGUUACACCUGCACAUCAUAGAAUUAGAAGUCCCACAAUGAAAGACUGUUAAUGACUGCACAUCAAAGCCCAUUACUUUCAAACAUGACUUGAAUUUGAAAGAUUGUAAAUUAUUUUUAAGGGAAAUGACAAUGGACUUUUUCACUGUGGGACCGCCAAACGCAAGUGUGUUACCAACAAUUAUUUCUCUGUCAGAUAUUAGAGAUAUAGUUUUAUUGGUUGAAGAGUCAUAAUUAUAACAAAAUUAGAAUUGUAAGACCUGGCUCUUCAAACAAAGAGGAAAGGUGGGUCAUCCAUGUUGCAGUUCAAACUUUAUUCUAAUUAUAAUGUUGUUUUAUUAGGUAUGUACUAAGAGUGCCCCCUUUAGAGGUUCCCCCAUGUACUAUUUUAAUAUAUUAAAUAUAAUUUUCAUUAACAAAUAAGAAGAAAUGUUAAGAAAUAUUAUUAGUGACGAAGCAAUAUUGCAAUACAUACAAAAUAUUUAGGACUUAUUGAAUGGGGGGAGGGGGCAUAUUGUGGGGGACAUAAUUUUUUUUGCCUAUUUAAACACGGAUUGUAUUGCUAAUUGUCUGCCCAUUAGGCGUCUUUUCAAGGUCAUGACUCGCCUCCCUCCCUCCCUAUGCCUGCAUUUAUAUAUGUUCCACCAGACUCUGCCUUAUCAUUGACCCUGCCAUUCUCAUUUGUUGUGUACAACAAACAACAUCAAAGUUCGGUUUCGUACAGAGAGCCUGGUGCCUUGACCAACACAUCACUGCUAUUUGAAAGCCAGUUAUACUUUGUUUUCUUUCCUUUUCCUAUGUGUUUCAUUGUGUACACUAAUAUUGGGCGCAGUGAUUCCAUGUACGAAAAGUUAAGACAUACUCUUUUUGUUACAACAAUCCAAUUGGAGUGGGUGCAGUAAUUUCCUCAAGAACCUGAAACAGUAACCUCCUACAGUUACGGCAUCCACUUGUCCUAACCCCUGCAGUGGAGGCUCUCAACAUUAGAAGUGGGACAGAAAAUUAGAUCAAAGGAGAAAUUGAUUUUAAUACACAAGCAAACAGCAGGUAUGUGUAAGUCAUGGCUCUUAGACACUCAGUAUGAAGCACAAAACCUUUGUGCUAAUGGUUGGCUCCAACUAAUGAAAUCAAUGUUUUACCUUUCUGUCCCAUAAUUUUAAACAAUUUUUGUAAUAAAUAUGGAAUAAAAUCCCAGAGGGGGCACCUCUAGAGGGGAUACCUUUGCAACUUCCCCCUUUAUCCUUUUUAAACUGGAAAUCUGUUCUUGGUAGAGAAAAAUCUUAAAGCUUCUUUCUAUUUUCAUAAGUUUGUAAAACAGGGAGUGUUCUAGUUUCUUGUCUUUUGUCUAUCUUUUAAUGAAUGUCAGAAAGAAGCCAUGUAAUUUUGAUUUUCCCCCCAAAAAUGACCUCAAAUCUAAAAUGGUAAUAAUUUAUUAUUCUGAUUCUAAAGUUAAGUAUACAACAAGAAGAAAUAACCAAUUUGCUUUGUGUACAUCCAAUAGAUUUUUCAAUAUAGCUUUCCUUUCUGCCACCAAAUCCUUGCCGAUGAAAGUGUAAUGAAGUAUGUUGUACAGGCUGUUUAUUUGCCAUACCAUUCUGCCUCAGGAAAUCUUUCCAGCAUUGUCAUGUCGUACAGUUAUGUGCCAUUCAAUAAUCAAAGUUCAAAAUUGGGUAAUGUUGGUCUAGUGCCACCCAAAGCCAGAACCAAUUGCCUGGGUGAACCAGCUGAUAUUUGUGUUUCCUCUUCAUGUUCCCAGUAGACAGGGGAUUUUUUACAUCAAACUGAUUGAAAGCACUCGAGGAAGAACAAAGUAACUUGUUAAUGUUUACUGUGAUUUCUUGUGUUAAUACCAAGCAGAUAUCAAGAAAAAAAAGGUUCUUGAAAAGUUAUUGAUCUGUUUUUCUAAUCUUAAGAACAUUUCUCACAACUCCCAUUGGUAGAGAAACUUAUCUAGAUGUGUCUGAAAUCCAUGUGCCUUAUACAUACAUUUUUUGUAUUGACCUGUGUAUUUUAGAGAGGUUGAGAUUAAGAGUUCUGGAAUGGAUUGUGAAGUUGGUCUUGCAUCAGCAUUGUAGUGUAGCUCUCACAUAAUACAUAUUCAAUACUAAUUGUUGUGGCCUGUUAUAGGCUCAAACAAAUUCCAUUGAUGGGCCAUACGAAUUAUGAGUCCUCGCGAUGAUGCAGGUUUAGGAUCUUCUAGACAUGCUUUUGUGGUUAUCCUAUAUGUUGCUGCAUUUCCAGUGAUAGUAAUUUUAGUUCAAUAUUUUACUUUUUCUGGUUAGUUUUAGCUUUGAAAUAAUCCUGGGCAAAGAUUGGCAUUCAUUUGAAUAUCCCAGUGUACCCAUUUUACUCUCCUAAGAUUUAUUGAUCUGGUCCUUUUUAUUUAUAACACUUAUCAUUGAUAAAGUGAACUUUUUCCCAAUUUCACUGCAUUUCAAUCUAACAAUCAAUCUAAUUCCCCUAAAUGUUAGAAUUAGAGACAGCAAUUGGAUAUAGAUUCCCCUUAGAUCAGAGCCAAGAGCUUCAGAAUCUCAUAUAAAUGAGUUGAAGACUAAAAUAAAGCGUUGUUUGUGUAAAGUCAUUUUACUAUUGUGUUUGUGAAGUGCAAGCAACUAUUUGUAAAUCAAGCAUAAACUUGCAAUUGCACAUUUCUUGCUAACAGUGGAUAUUUAUGUUCCUAUGUUCGAUUUUUCUGUGAUUACUCAACAUAGGUGUCCGAAAACGUACAGAGGUCCCCCUCCCCCGGAAAUUUUUAAAAUAUUCAAUUUCGUGUUCUUGUGCUGGGAAUGGGAAUAUACAUGGAUAUUCGAUACCAUUCAAAUAUUUCAUCAAAUGGCUUAUUCCAUGUCAUGUGUUGUAUAUUUCAAAAUAUACAGUCGUCGAUCUAAAUUUAUUUCGUAUGUUGAUUGUCUGCAUCUUGCAGUGCACUACAGGGCUGAUUUUGUAGAAACACAAGUCAUCCACUAUAGGAUACACAACAAUGACUUGUUUUUCUGCAAAAUCAGCCCUGUAGUGCACUACAAACCAAACAGUGCACUGAGAACAUGCGACAUGCACCUUUGCACAGGGGUAACUCUGUACGUUUUCUCUUGAAACUUAGCCAACAAUCCAAUGUCUCUUGUACUUUUAGGUCAGAAUACUUUUAGUUUACAACAAAUAUCAUACAAAUUAAUAUAAUGAAAGAGCCAAUCAUUUUCUUUGCAAUUUUAAUUUUGGAAGAGAAAAAUAUAAAAUAUACAGUAGCUCCACUUUUAUGUAUUUGUAUUCCAUAAUGGAGUACCAGAAGUUGUACUGUGUUAUUUGCUAUGUUGAAAAUCUUGUUACCUUUUUUAUAAUACAUUUUAGGUUAGUUUAUCCCAAAUCAGUUUGUGUUUUCAGUUGGAAUAUAAAAUGUAUCUUGCUGAUUAGAUCAGUUAUGCACUUGGUUCUACAGUAUUAGUGUGCAACUUGUUCAAUUUUUAAUCCGUUGGUGAACAGAAUAGCCGAAUAGGCUGCUACUCAAGUCUUCAUUCUCCCAAUAGCUUUUUGAAAUCUAUUAUUGUGGGAUUUACAUUUGUUUUUUUGUUUUUUUUUUAUUUAGUUUGGUAAUGCCCAAAUCAUAUUUCUAAUCAAAGGUGUAUCAAAGUCCCAUUAAAUCAACAUUUUUUGACUCUUA